AUGGGUAAUAAUCAAUCACAAGGCCAAGGUGAUAAAGGUGAAAAAAAAGAUCAGCCAAAGUAUCAACCACCACCACCACCAACACAAUUUGGUAAAAAGAAAAAGAGAAGAGGAGCAGAGACAUCAACUAAAUUACCAGUUAUUACACCACAUUCAAAAUGUAAAUUAAAACAAUUGAAACUUGAACGUAUUAAAGAUUAUUUAUUAAUGGAACAAGAAUUUUUACAAAACUAUGAUCUCAAUCAACCAAAGGUUGAUGAAAAUAGCAAAGAACAAGCCGAUGAGAAAAUCAUUGAGGAACUCCGUGGUGAUCCAUUGACAGUUGGUAAUUUGGAGGAGAUUAUCGAUGAUAAUCACGCCAUCGUGUCAUCAACCGUAGGACCAGAGCAUUAUGUCCGUAUCAUGUCAUUUGUAGAUAAAUCAAAACUUUACCUAGGCGCAACUGUUUUAUUAAAUAACAAGACCCUCUCUGUGGUUGGUGUAAUCGAUGGUGAAGUCGACCCAAUGGUGAACGUAAUGAAGGUUGAAAAGGCACCAACCGAAUCCUACAGCGAUAUCGGUGGUUUGGAAGCACAAGUUCAAGAGAUGAAAGAAGCCAUCGAAUUGCCAUUGACUCAUCCAGAGCUCUAUGAGGAGAUUGGUAUCAAACCACCAAAGGGUGUCAUCCUCUAUGGUGAGCCAGGUACUGGUAAGACUUUAUUAGCCAAAGCCGUAGCAAAUCAAACAUCCGCUACAUUUUUACGUGUUGUAGGCUCAGAAUUAAUUCAAAAGUAUUUAGGUGAUGGUCCAAAAUUAGUUCGUGAAUUAUUCAGAGUUGCAGAUGAAUGUGCACCAUCAAUUGUUUUCAUUGAUGAAAUCGAUGCUGUUGGUACCAAACGUUAUGAUUCUCAAUCUGGUGGUGAACGUGAAAUUCAAAGAACUAUGUUGGAACUCUUGAAUCAAUUGGAUGGUUUCGAUGCUAGAACCGAUGUAAAAGUUAUCAUGGCUACAAAUCGUAUUGAAACUUUAGAUCCUGCUCUCAUUCGUCCAGGUCGUAUCGAUCGUAAAAUUGAAUUCCCUCUUCCAGAUAUUAAGACCAAGAGAAAGAUCUUUGAAAUUCAUACUGCUAAAAUGAAUCUCUCUGAAGAUGUUAACCUUGAAGAGUUUGUUAUGUCUAAAGAUGAUUUAUCCGGUGCUGAUAUCAAAGCCAUCUGUACUGAAUCUGGUCUUUUAGCACUCAGAGAACGUAGAAUGAGAGUAACUCAUACUGAUUUUAAAAAAGCAAAAGAAAAAGUUUUAUACAGAAAAACAGCUGGUGCUCCAGAAGGUUUAUAUAUGUAA
Messenger RNA from Dictyostelium discoideum AX4, 1320 nucleotides. RefSeq names its product 26S proteasome ATPase 1 subunit (gene psmC1). Gene Ontology annotation, cellular component: cytoplasm; nucleus. Bases 1 to 1320 code for a protein of 439 amino acids. The record is from RefSeq and is a predicted model, not a curated record. The transcript has a single exon. Gene Ontology annotation, molecular function: ATP binding; ATP hydrolysis activity. Lineage: Eukaryota; Evosea; Eumycetozoa; Dictyosteliales; Dictyosteliaceae.